This is a messenger RNA of Hemibagrus wyckioides, 6250 nucleotides long. It is a transcript of the gene dnm1a, whose product is annotated as dynamin 1a. The transcript has 23 exons. Bases 400 to 2985 code for a protein of 861 amino acids. Lineage: Eukaryota; Metazoa; Chordata; Actinopteri; Siluriformes; Bagridae. The record is from RefSeq and is a predicted model, not a curated record. Gene Ontology annotation, cellular component: membrane; cytoplasm; microtubule. Gene Ontology annotation, molecular function: microtubule binding; GTPase activity; GTP binding.
UGGAGGAAAUCCCAUAUGUGGAGUCUUUAUAGCAACACCCAGUGGAACCGGACCCAAAAUGGAGGAUCUUGAGCCUGUAGCGAAAAACUGCUGGAACUGCUGUCCACCCAUGGCAAAGCUCCGCAUUCCUCCUUUUGAAGUUUAUAUAGGCUUAGAAGAGUGAACUCCCAAUCUGGCAACCCUGGCUGGCAAUUAAAGCGGAGAUCUCGUCGCCUGGCAGAUUGCGGAGGAAAGAGGAAGGCUGCUGAGGAUGAGUCUGCAUCACAUCACAUAUCAUAACAUAUCAUAACAGAGAUACCAGAGCCAUACAGCUAGAUCCCGGGUUAGUAUUAGGGUCAAAUUCUACUAGUAUCCGUUUUGUUUAUUUGCUCAGAUAAAGGAGUACCCUAAGCAGGCAGGAUGGGGAACCGGGGAAUGGAGGAUCUGAUCCCGCUGGUGAACCGGAUGCAGGACGCGUUUGCAGCCAUCGGACAGAAUGCGAACUUGGACCUGCCUCAGAUCGCAGUGGUGGGCGGCCAAAGCGCCGGGAAGAGCUCCGUGCUGGAGAACUUCGUCGGGAAGGACUUCCUUCCCCGCGGUUCUGGCAUCGUCACACGCCGCCCUCUGGUCCUGCAACUCAUCAACUCCCCCACAGAGUACGCAGAGUUUCUACACUGUAAGGGGAAGAAGUUUACGGACUUCGACGAAGUGCGGCAGGAGAUCGAGGCGGAGACGGAUCGUGUCACUGGGCAGAAUAAAGGCAUUUCUCCAGUCCCUAUCAACCUGCGUGUUUACUCCCCUAAUGUGCUGAACCUGACUCUGGUGGAUUUGCCUGGAAUGACCAAAGUGCCGGUUGGUGACCAGCCGGCGGACAUCGAGCACCAAAUCAAGGACAUGCUUAUGCAGUUUGUUACGAAGGAUAAUUGCCUGCUGCUGGCUGUAUCUCCAGCGAACUCUGACCUCGCCAACUCCGAUGCUCUGAAGGUUGCCAAAGAAGUGGAUCCACAAGGUCUGCGCACCAUCGGUGUGAUCACCAAACUGGAUCUGAUGGAUGAAGGAACAGAUGCUCGAGACAUUUUGGAAAACAAGCUGUUACCUCUGCGCCGAGGCUACAUCGGUGUGGUGAACCGCAGCCAGAAAGACAUCGAUGGGAAGAAGGACAUCACCGCUGCUAUGGCUGCUGAGAGGAAGUUCUUCCUGUCGCAUCCUGCAUACAGACACCUGGCAGACCGCAUGGGAACACCUUACCUGCAGAAAGCGCUCAACCAGCAACUGACCAAUCAUAUCCGAGACACGCUGCCCGGGCUGCGCAGUAAACUCCAGAGCCAGCUGCUGUCCAUCGAGAAAGAGGUGGAUGAGUACAAGAACUUCCGCCCGGACGACCCGUCUCGCAAGACCAAGGCCUUGUUGCAGAUGGUGCAGCAGUUCUCUGUGGAUUUUGAGAAGCGUAUCGAGGGCUCUGGUGACCAGAUCGAGACCUACGAGCUCUCAGGUGGAGCGAGGAUCAACCGCAUCUUCCAUGAACGGUUCCCUUUCGAACUGGUCAAGAUGGAGUUUGAUGAAAAGGAGCUGCGUAAGGAGAUCAGCUACGCCAUCAAGAACAUUCAUGGCAUCAGAACUGGGCUCUUCACCCCGGACAUGGCCUUUGAGACCAUUGUGAAAAGGCAGAUCGCGAAGAUUAAAGAGCCCUGCCAGAAAUGCGUGGACAUGGUCAUUUCUGAGCUAGUCAAUACCGUUAGGCAGUGUACCAAGAAGCUGGCUCAGUACCCCAUGCUGCGAGAGGAAAUGGAAAGGAUCGUCACUCAACACAUCCGUGAUCGUGAGAGUCGCACCAAGAAUCAGGUGAUGCUGCUCAUUGACAUCGAGCUGGCUUACAUGAACACCAACCAUGAAGAUUUCAUCGGAUUUGCCAAUGCGCAGCAGCGAAGCAGCCAAAUGAGCAAGAAGAAGGCGGCUGGAAACCAGGAUGAGAUCAUGGUCAUCAGGAAGGGCUGGCUGACAAUCAACAACAUCAGCAUCAUGAAAGGUGGCGCUAAAGAGUACUGGUUCGUUCUGACAGCCGAAUCUCUGUCCUGGUACAAGGACGACGAGGAGAAAGAGAAGAAGUACAUGCUGCAGGUGGACAACCUGAAGCUGAGAGACGUGGAGAAGAGUUUUAUGUCCAGCAAGCACAUCUUCGCCCUGUUCAACACUGAGCAGAGGAAUGUGUAUAAAGAUUAUCGUCAGCUGGAGUUGGCCUGUGAGAGUCAGGAGGAAGUGGAUGGCUGGAAGGCCUCGUUCCUCAGAGCUGGUGUUUAUCCAGAGCGUGUGGUGGAAAAAGACAAGAGCGAUGCGAGCGAGGAGAACGGCUCGGACGGCUUCAUGCACUCCAUGGACCCCCAGCUGGAGAGGCAGGUGGAAACCAUCCGCAACCUGGUAGACUCCUACAUGGGCAUCGUCAACAAGACCGUCCGCGAUCUCAUGCCUAAGACCAUCAUGCACCUUAUGAUCAACAACACGAAGGAGUUCAUUAAUGCCGAGUUGCUAGCUCAGCUUUAUUCCUGUGGCGAUCAGAACACUUUGAUGGAGGAGUCGGCCGAGCAGGCUCAGCAUCGGGACGAGAUGCUGCGUAUGUACCACGCGCUCAAAGAAGCCCUCAGCAUCAUCGGAGACAUCAGCACCAGCACAGUGUCUACAGCUCUGCCUCCACCUGUCGACGAUUCGUGGUUACAGGUGCAGCGUCUAGGCUCUGGGGGAAGGUCUCCAGCUACCAGUCCCACCCCUCAGAGACGAGCUCCUCCUCCAGGACCCCCAGGCCGCCCCGGUUCUCGUGGCUCCGCCCCAGGCCCUCCUGCCGCUGGUGGGCCUCCUUUGCCGUCUCGCCCUGGGGUGUCUCCGGACCCGUUUGGAGGCCCGCCCCCUCAGGUGCCCUCUCGGCCAAACCGGGCUCCUCCCAGCGUCCCCAGCCGGCCGAGCAGGGGCAGCCCUUCAAGCCCCGAGAGCCCUCUUCCUUCAUCUGACUCCUAACUACCCCAUCCUUCUUUUUCCACCUGCUCUUCUUAUCCUCUAAUCCUACUUCUUUUCCUCCUAUUUUCUUUUGUACUCUUCUUCUUUUCUUCUUUCUUAUCCUUUCAUCUGUCCCUCUUUACUUUCCCCAACGUUCCCUUUUCCUGCUUUUCUUUUUUCAUCAUCCUUCUUACCCGCUCUAUCUUUUUUUUUUACCGCUCCUUCUUUUUUCAGUUACACUAAUUGUCUCUUUUUUAUUUAAUUUUUACUUCUCAUCUUGGUUUCUCUUCUUUUUGGUUCUCUUUGAUUCUGUUCUUCCUUCCAAGCCUUUCUUUACCCCUUUAUUCUUUUUUAGCUUCUCAAUUUAUGUUGUCUUCUCCUUCCUUUUCUUUUUCUUCUUCUCUGUUCUUUCUCCUCUUCCCUGUCUCUUUCUCCUUCUUUACUUUGCCUUUUCUGGUACAUUAUUUCUCUCUCUCUCUCUCUCUCUCUCUCCAUCUUGUUUCCCUUUUAUUCUGCCUCUUCUCUCCUUUCCUUCUGACCCCCCCUUUCUUUUUUCCACCCUUCUUUUCCAUUUCUCUUUCUCUCGUCUUCACUUGUCCUCUACUUUCUCUUUCCCUUUCCUCUUCCUCUUCCUCUUAAACUUUGCCCAUGUUCACCGUCAAGCAAACCUAAACCCACCAGCACACUUCAGCUCACACACAUGCCACAGUGAGGAGAGGAGGAGAGGAGAGGAGAGGAGAGGGGGAAAAAAAUACAGAUGGAAACCACUUCAGGUGUAACUUCUCUUCCUCCUGCUUGGUUACACCCGCUUCAUUAACGGACAGAUGCUCUUCUACGUUCCACAGGAAGUGGAGGAGCAGCUAUACCACCAACGUGCUGUGAGAGAUGUGUAGUGUUUGUGUUGUGGUUGGAUUUUCUCUGGACUAACGUGACGGCCAUGAGCACCGUCUCCAUCUUUAAUCUCUGGUUUAACGCACAUGACUGCUGAAGGUUCCCUGAAACUUCUCACAUGUUCUCAUUUCGACUGAAACAUCCUAAACCCUGCAUGUGUGUGUGUGUGUGUGUGUGUGUGUGUAUGUGUUUACGUUCAUCACAAUUCACAAACAUUUCAUUUAUCCACGUAGCGAGUGCAGAAAAACUAGCGAGGCGGGAUCUAUAUAGAAAGUGCAAUAUGUCUACAGUUAUCAUUCAUGCCACAGAACACGCCGUAGACCUGAAAUUUGAGAAGGUAAACAUAUAUAUAUAUAUAUAUACGUGAAAUCUGUUUAAAAAUACGACAUCAUGACGUCAUGUGCUGCUCUGAAAAAAGGACUGCAUCAUUAUCAGCAUCUCCGCAGGUGCUUGAAGUCAAUGUUUAUGCAAACAUAUCAUCUGGACUGUGAUUUUAUGUCUUUGGUUUAUUGUCCAAAUCAGGUUUUAAAGGAACAACUGAGAAAAAGAAAAAACGUGUAUAAACAUACAAUAUCGCCCGAAUCUUUGGCGUCAGAAGUUUGCUUUCUUUUGUGUGUGUGAAAUAUGCAGACAAUUCUACACAAUACAGACAUUGUGUAUAUUAAUAUACACACGUAUUAUUAUUAUUAUUAUUAUUAUUAUGACACAAAGUUUGUUAAUCCAACCAUUUUUACUCCUCUACGCUCUCAGGCUGUUAAAAAACGUCCAAAAAAAUCGGAUUUUAAAGGCUUCACUACGGCUGCGGCAUGAAAUACGUAUGCUAUUUAGAUGAACACACUCAGUGGAAUAUAGCAUGAAUAUCACGUUUAGCUAGAAACAGAAAUAGAGCAAAUAAAUAAAUAAAAAAAAGGCCACAUCGAUGGAUCAUACUAGUGUAUUGUAGAGAUAUUUUUUACCAAAAUGCAUUUUAUGAAAGAAAUAAUAUAUCUAUAUUGUUUUCUUUUCUGAAAUCUGAUUGGCCAAGCCACAUUACGUAAUCAGUGAGCUAGGGUUCAAUGCAAUACUCUUAGUUUGUUUUGUAGCUUAGCAACUAAAGCUCACUAUAUGGCAAAAUAAAUGUUUAUUGUUUGUUAAUUAAUUAAUUAAUUAAUUAAUUAUUAUUGAGAAUAUUAUUCAUAAUCAGUUUUUUAUUUUAUUUUAUUUUAUUUUAUUUUAAAGCAGUAAAGUCACUCAUGUCCUGACUGAUUAACAGCACUGUUACUCCUGAUGAAGAACCGCAUGGCUUAUUGAUUUAUUAAGGGUUUUUUUUUGUUUUUUGCUUAUUGGGAACCAGUAAAAGGGUUCACAGCAUCCAGUACAACCCCUUUAGGAAGAAUGAGAAUGUGUUUGAGGCAAAAAAUACAUAAAAUAAAUAAAAAGAUAGCAGCUAACAAGUAAUGGAGGUAUGUCUCGGCAGCCAUCUUGAACGAGCGGGACACGUCAGUAUCUUUAGCAUCGCAGUUUGGCGUCGUUCUGCUCUCUAGGCUCCGCCUCCCAUAAUGUAAAGUUAAAGCAAAAGUUAAAGCUCCUCCAGUGCAUGAAAGUAAGGAAGCAAACUUUUGACACCAGACACGUUCUGUCAAAAGUGUUUGAUUUACGAUGAUCAUUCCUUUAACCAACACUGGCUAGAAAUAGCUGUUUCUAUGCAUAGAGAUCUGAUGCUGCCGUGAAGUUUUGUCAGCAUCAUCAUCAUCAUCAUCAAGUGAACGCCACCACAAUAUCGAAAUUACAACACAAGUUCCCUUCAUUCAUCGUUUGUUCUUAAGAAAGCGGUCUCAACCCUUCAUCCGUGUGUGUGUGUGUGUGUGUGUGUUCUGACCUGUCGUGCAUGUCAACACAACCUUCAGUGUACACCACGCACCCUGCCAAGGCAAUAUUAUAUCCGGCACUUUUUCACCUUUUUCCACACACGUAAUCUCAGAGGAUUUAGUAAUCCCAAAUACGAUGAAGGAUUAUUAUUAUUAUUAUUAUUAUUAUUAAAGAGUAAAUCUGUUUAUCAUGGCCAUAUCUUUACGUGUGUUGUGUAUCUAUGUGGUGCAUUAACGGAAACUGUGCUUCCACUGCUUUAGAGACUAGUUUAGACCUGUAUGAUUACUAGAUAUUAAAUUAUUGUAUUAAAUUAUGUGUGACUCGAGUAACUUAUGAAUAAAGGAAUAAUAUAAAGGACGAAAGGGGGAAAAUAAUGCAUUGUUGAGCGUGAAAUGGAAGACGAAAGUGUGACGUAGAGACAUGAAGUCUUCUUGCUGCGAGGAAGAAGCCAAUGUGUGAUGUUCUGGUACAUGCUGGUGUGUAAUGAAUAAUAAUAACAAAUGAGGACUGUUCAUGUUCAAAACAAUAAAAUUCAGUGUACACAGUU